Molecule: messenger RNA, 2205 nt
Organism: Branchiostoma floridae (Florida lancelet)
Lineage: Eukaryota; Metazoa; Chordata; Leptocardii; Amphioxiformes; Branchiostomatidae
Product: kelch-like protein 6
Exons: 5
Coding region: 1-1707 (568 amino acids)
Molecular function (GO): protein binding
Source: RefSeq, a predicted model, not a curated record
AUGGCUACCGCAGACCGAGAAACACACGUCAGCGCGGUUCGUCCUCGUUCCUACCAAGACGAGAGCUAUCUACACGGUUUUCUUGGAACUGUGUGUGACUUACAGAAGGCUGCGGCACUGCAGGAUGUCGUCCUUGAAGUCGAGGGCCGGCGGUUUUCCUGCCAUCGGCUUGUUCUGUCGGCGGCCAGCCCCUACUUCAGGGCCAUGUUUACAAGUGACAUGGCGGAAAGCCGACAGAAGACGGUUGUUUUACAGGGUUUGAAUGCAUGCAUGUUUGGAGAUAUCCUGAGUUACAUCUACUCAGGAACCCUCCAUGUCUCCAUGGACAAAGUGCAGCCCCUGUACCAGGCAGCCGACCUCCUCCAACUGGACUAUGUGAGAGACACCUGCAGCAGCUACAUGGCUAUGAACGUGGAGCGCUCCACCUGUGUGGACCUGUACAAGUUUGCUGAUGUCUUCUCCGUGGAGAUUGUCCAGAAGCAAUGUCAGCAGUGGAUUGCUAGACACUUUACUGAGGUUUCCUCCAGCGAAGAGUUCUGCAGCCUGAGUGUGAAUCAGCUGACUGAGAUCAUCAGGCACGAUGAGCUGGAUGUUAAAGAGGAGACAACAGUGUGGGAGGCUGUGGUGAGAUGGGUACAGCACAGCAGGAGAGACAGACUGCACCACCUACCCAUCCUCCUCCCUCACAUCCGCUUCAUCCUGCUGACCUCAGACGACAAAGCAGCCAUCUUGGAACACCCGCUGGUCAAGGAGGAUCCUGGGAGUUCUGAGGUCAUCAGGAAUGUGGUACAGAAAGGGAACCCCGACCCGAAGCCGAGGUUUGGGAUGUUCACAGAAAUGGCUCUGCUGUUGGAUCCGACCAAGGGGCUUUCCAAGGAGAUCUUCUUCAUGAACCCCCGGAAAGGGAAGUACAUUAGCUGCACUUACAAGCCUGAAGAAUUUCCUGGCGCCACAGACAUGACAGUCACCAGUGGUAACGAUAUCUACGUCCUGAUAUCGUGUGUGGAUCAGCUAUCUCUGUAUAAGUACAACCAUGCAAAGAAUGUGUGGGAACAAGCAGGUGUGUCAUCAACAUCUAGGGGACAGAUAUUUGAAUACCUUUAUGCAGUUGAUGAGAUUUUGUAUUGCAUUUGUUCUGCCGAUGACGGACUAUUGCUGCAGAUGAGGAAGUACAACCCACAUACGAACCAUUGGCAGGAAUGUUCACAGCUGCAAUUUGGCAAACCUAUAGACGACAUUGCCAUAUUGUCCUGUGGCCUAAACCUGUAUUUCAUGUCAAUCACGGAAAUGCAUUGCUACGACCCAGGCGAGGACAAGUGGUACAGGCGGACACCACCGAUGGUGUAUCCUGAAUUCUGUGCAGCUGUUGCCAUGGGUACAGAGAUUUUCUGCACAGAUUAUUACUUAACUCAAACCAUGGUGUACAACACAGAAUCAGACAGCUGGCAGAAACUGAAAGGCUGCCCUGUCCCUGAAAACCAUGAUGAAGAUGGUGCGCCCGGUCUUUUUGUACUGGAGAACCAGCUGCAUGCAUUGUUAACCUGUAUUGGUGAGGAGGAUGAAGAUGAAUGUCACAUAUAUGUAUAUGAAAGGUCUGCUGAUGCCUGGAAAGACUUGAAUGUCUCUAUACCUAAUAAGAGAUAUCAUGCACACGAUAUGCAUUGCCCAGUUGCACGUAUAUACCUGCCAUAUCUUAACGGGACAUAAAAGCACAACAUUUCUUACGCUGUCCAGAGUUUAUGUGCAGAUUAAGGACAUAACGAAUAACAGUCAGGACUGAAUAGAGGCUUUUCAUAUAGAUCUCAGUUUUGCUGGCUGUCCCUACAAUGGUAUAGUUAUUGAACAAAACUUCAUGAGAAGUUUUAUAGAAACUUUCCUUUUUUUCACACAUAAGGGGCAUCUUUCUAUAAGGGACUGAAUUAAUGUUAUGUGUACUAACAGCAAUAAUUACCAAACAUUGUAAGCCUAGGUACCCCACUCACAAACUGUCUGGUGAGUGUGGUUUCGGAGUUCCAGUAAACUAAUUGAGAUGGCGCCCAAGCAAAAUAUCAUACACUUUAUACAAAUAUUACAUGUAUGUAGUUAUAGACCUCAUUGUAUUAAUUGACUUAUUAUUGUUGCCUUACAAUUGUACCUUGUAAAUGUCGCGCAAUAAAGUUCAUCAUUCAUUCAUAAGACAAGAGGAAUUAAACAGAUGUUCAUGUA